AUGAUUCCGAUUUUUCUCGCAUUGUUGACACCGUCGGCCGUUCUUGCCGCCGAAAAACCUCCUCACAUGGUCUUUAUUCUAGCGGACGAUGUGGGAUGGGCUGACACAAGUCUAGUAGGUGGCUAUCAAAUCCCCACGCCAAACCUGGACGCACUGGCAGCCCACGGCGUCCUGCUGACGCAGCACUACACGAUGCAGACGUGUACGCCUUCCAGGGCGGCUCUUCUGACAGGACUCUACCCAAUCAGGACGGGUCUGCAGCACGAUGUGCUCCUUCCUGCCCAGCCAGGAGGCAUGGACCUCAGCGUUCCUACUUUAGCCGAACGCCUCAGGGACCUUGGUUACCAGACGCACGCUCUGGGAAAAUGGCACCUUGGCUACUCCAGGAUCGACUAUACUCCCACGAGGCGAGGCUUCGACACUUUCUUCGGCUACUACAAUACUGCCAAGUACUACUACUUCCAUGGACUAAACUUCAACAACAAAUGUGGCCGCCACUUCUGGGACGACGAAGAGCUGGUGAAGGAUGCAGACGGCGUGUACGACACUGACCUCGUCACGGACAGGGCGGUCGACAUCAUCUCCAGACACGACAGAGAUAAGCCGCUGUUUAUGUACAUGGCCACUCUAGCGGCGCACGGUGAGACGACCACUCUGACGACUGCCGCACCGGAAAGGAACCUGGCCAAGUUUCCGUACAUCGGCGAUCGCAACAGGACGCUCCUCGCUGGUACGGUGGACGCCUUGGACGAGGCCGUCGGCCGCAUCGUGGAGGCCUUGCACACUCGCGGUAUGCUCGCCAACAGCGUCAUAGUGUUCACCAGUGACAAUGGGGCAAUUCCGUGGGGUGUGUACUCGAACACGGGCUCCAACUGGCCGUUGCGAGGCGUCAAGGGCACUCUCUGGGAAGGCGGCGUCCGUGUGCCGGCUGUAGUCUGGAGCCCGCUCCUCCGGCCUGGCUCCCGGGUCGUUCUGCCCCGACUCCACUUGGUCGACUGGUUGCCCACUCUGUACUCGGCUGCUGGCGGUAACGUCAGCGACCUAGGCACCAUCGAUGGUCUCGACCUAUGGCCAGCGUUAUCCACGGCGAAAAGCGAUAGUACCGCCACUUGGCCUCGCAGCGAGUUCCUCAUCAACAUCGACACUGCUUCUGGGCUUUCGGGCUACCGCGACGGUAACCACAAACUCAUCGUACUCACGAGUCCCAAGUCUCAAGCGCCGAACCCAUUCAGCGACGUCGCACUACAGCAACACGUCCCCGUACCAGGUGGCAUGCCAGAGUCUGAAAGCGAGGAGGCCGCGGAGGAAGACCUGGACCGACUGAUGAAGUCCUCGCUGGCCUGGAAGACCCUGGAAGAGUUAUACAGUGACGGACCUUGUUGCGCAGAUGUCGAGGGCCGCUACCUGUUCGACAUCGAAAGCGACCCUUGCGAACUCAACGACCUGACCUCCACACUGCCGUCGGUGGUUGACAGGCUAGCGAAGAAGAUGGAGUCGUACACAGAAGUCGCAGCGCCACCGAAGCCCCUCAUUAUGGACCCUAUGGGGCAGCCUUCCGUCAACGACUGUGUCUGGGCACCGUGGAAACAAGCCGCCCAGACGACAAAUCGCACCUGUCCCUGCCCUUGA
This is a messenger RNA of Rhipicephalus sanguineus (brown dog tick), 1629 nucleotides long. RefSeq names its product arylsulfatase B-like. Lineage: Eukaryota; Metazoa; Arthropoda; Arachnida; Ixodida; Ixodidae. The record is from RefSeq and is a predicted model, not a curated record.